AUGCGGCCGUCGGAGGCAGGAAAUGGCAAGAAGCUUCAGCUGGGUCGGCAUGGUGCCAGCAUGAAGGUGCCAGAUGGGUUGGCAGCCCAGCUUCUUGAUUCAGAAAGGAGCAUCAUGCUGCCUGCCCAGAGCAGCAGGUGUUGUUCGGUGAUGUGGUCGAAGUCAUGCGAGAAGACUCUAGAAAGGCGAGAGAAGGAAAUCUUGGUCAUGCAUGCACGUCAGGUUCACGGGCACAACGUGGUCUUGAGCAGCUGGUCGGCAGCGUGUUUGAGCGUCGGCCCAGCCAAGUGCGAAUCCAUCCGCGAGAUGUUCGUGUGCCACGGAACGUGGAAUUGCAGUUUGCGCUCGCACCGACCGCGCAAGGAUGUCCAAGAUGUCAAGGUCAGCCAGGGUCUGGCAUUUAGACAGGCCUGCUGCCUGCUCGCGGUGCUGAAGGGAAAAUCAGGGAAAGCUGAAGCGAUGACAGCACACUGA
Symbiodinium natans is the source of this 474-nucleotide messenger RNA. Lineage: Eukaryota; Dinophyceae; Suessiales; Symbiodiniaceae. The record is from the annotation of a GenBank genome assembly.